Molecule: messenger RNA, 6457 nt
Organism: Rhincodon typus (whale shark)
Lineage: Eukaryota; Metazoa; Chordata; Chondrichthyes; Orectolobiformes; Rhincodontidae
Gene: rgs12b
Product: regulator of G protein signaling 12b
Exons: 18
Coding region: 297-4907 (1536 amino acids)
Biological process (GO): signal transduction
Molecular function (GO): GTPase activator activity; protein binding
Source: RefSeq, a predicted model, not a curated record
AAGAGAUCUCUCUAAAGUUGAGACCAAGGAGCCAUUUGGAGCAAUCCCUAAGGGGAAUCGGGCUUCCAUUUAUAGCACGGACCUAUUGUAAAUGUGUAGAAGCAGCACUAAUGCUUCAAAUCCGCAUUGGAUUUGGGGAAAAUUCGGUGUUUUUGUUGGGACAGCUUGCGUGAUUUUGGGAGACAUUUAAAGACAUGGCUACAGUAAACUUCUUGCUGAAGCACUUGACCAGUUGGUCCCUGGCUAUUUCACUACCAUUUCAAGUUUAUUAUUGUGCUAUUGUGGGAAUAUAAACAAUGCAGAGGCAAGCUGAUCAAGUGAAACGCCGUUCAAACACCAAUCCUUCCCUCCGAAUUAGGAAUGUGGAUAUUGCCAGGGGAAGAACUGGAUAUGGAUUCACGCUUUCUGGCCAAUCUCCCUGUGUCCUUAGCUGCAUUCUGAAAGGAAGUCCAGCACAUUAUGUUGGGCUUCGAUCUGGCGAUCGCAUACUUAAUGUUAAUGACAUCAAUGUCUGUAAAGCUUCUCAUGAAGAUGUUGUAAAAUUGAUAGGACAGUGCUCAGGCGUACUACGACUUGUCAUUGCUGAGAGUAGUAACCAUUCUGAUACAGGUUCUAGUGAUGAGGAACUUUAUUUCAAUGAAGGCAAAGUGGCUUGGAUGAACAGUAAACCGAAGUCAAAAUUGAUGGGUCUAAACAGAGCUGAAAAAGUGGUUGCUGAUGUCCAGUCAGGUGGCAUUUUUAAGAUGCUUUUUGACAAUUCCAAUAAUUCUGCCAAAUGUGGCAAGACCUGUAUACAACAACAAGGACAAUUGACUGAAAAAGCCAGUGGAUUUCCAACCAGAUCUAGGACUGCAAAAACAAACCAGAAUUCACUUUCUGAAGAAGAAGUAAUGAAGGUGUUGAAUGAUGACUCUGUUUUUGUCAAUGGCCUUGAAAACCAAGAAGGUUUUGUUUUAGAUGCUAGCAUUUUGAAUGUUGGAAUGGUAGUAGGCUACUUGGGUUCCAUUGAAUUGCCUUCAACAAGUUCAAAUCUGGAAAAUGAUAGUUUACAGGCCAUCCGUGGCUGCAUGCGACGUCUGCGUGCUGAGCAGAAGAUUCAUUCCCUUGUCCUAAUGAAGAUAAUGCAUGACUGCAUUAAGUUAUUCAAUGACAAAAAUAUUGUUUUAGCUGUGUAUCCUGCAGAAAAACUGGCCUUCAGUGCUGUGUGCCCAGAUGACCGAAGAUUCUUUGGAUUGGUCACCAUGCAAAUGUUUGAUGACCACAGCCUUGCUAGUGAAAAUGAUGGUGGGCUGAGGACCUCAUGUCAUGUCUUCAUGGUAGAUCCAGAUCUCUGUCAGCACAAAAUUCAUCAGGGUAUUGCCAGGCGAUUUAGUAUUGAGUGCACUCCAGAUACUGGUGGCUGCUUGGAGUUUCCCCCUUCCUCUCAGCCUGUUCUUCAGUUUGUGUCUGUGUUGUACAAGGACAUGGGGGAGUCAUUUGAAAGUGUGCGUGCCAGAGCUUUUCUCGAUGGGGACCUAUCUGACAGUCAGCAGAACAAUAGUACUGGCAGUAACAGUGAUAGUGGAAUUGGAUACUAUAGCCAGGAGGAAAAGAAUAACAGAGUUUUAGUUGUUGACCUGGGUACCAAUUCAAACAAACAUGCCCCCCAUGGUGCCUGGGGUAAUGUCCAAACUAAAGGACAGAUGCAGGGUACUUCUCAGUGGAAUGGUUGUCGUCCUGACAUGGAAGGCAAAUUCCAUGCAUCCCGACUUUCAGAUUUGGCACAAGCUGAUUGUACUUUGCAUAACGGUAGCAGACAUCUCAGUCCUUCUGCUCGGCUUGAUGUUCCAGGAACGUCUCCGUGGUCUAUGUUUACUUCAGCUAAGAAAUCCGAUAUAGUGAACAGUACUCCUUCUGCAACUCCGAGAUGGCUUCCGCUUCACAUUCGUAAGGACUGGCAGUACUGUAGCAGCAGUGAUCAGGAAUCCUAUGCAGAAUCCACAGAUGGACUGUCCAGUGUGAAUUGUAGUACACUGAAGCAGGAUCUUCCCCCUCCAAUGAGCAAGAUUCAGACAGAAAAAUAUCGAGUUGGUAGUGGUUUAGGCCAGCCUUUUUGCAGUGCAGCUCAGAAGAAUGAACUGACAAGUAAAUUGUUUGGAAUUGAAAAAAUGUUUGGGAUACAACAAAAUAACAAGAAAAGCAAAGACAAAAAGGGCACAAAGUUUUCUGGGAAUUCAGUUGGAUUCCCUCAAGCUCCCCAGCGUUCUUCUGUUCGGCGAUCGUAUGGGAGAUCGAAGCGUUUCAGUAUAACCCGGUCCUUGGAUGAUUUAGAGACAGCGGCUGUCUCCGAUGGAGAGUUAAACAGUGCAGACCUGAAGAACUACAACAGUGAGAACAGCAUUAACAGCAAUGCCAGUCUUCCCAGUGUCCAGAGCUGCAGAAAACAUGUGGAACGGCAGGUAGCUAGUUGGGCUGUUUGCUUUGAACGUCUCCUGCAAGACCCAGUUGGCAUCAGAUACUUCUCGGAGUUCCUUAAGAAAGAAUUCAGUGAAGAAAAUAUUUUGUUCUGGCAGAACUGUGAGUACUUCAGUCAAAUCCCUAAGAAUGACAAGAAACAGCUUCUGUAUAGAGCUCGGGAAAUCUACAACAACUUUUUAUCCAACAAGGCAAAUACUCCUGUCAAUAUCGAUAGCCAGGCACAGUUAGCUGAUGAUAUUAUUAAUGCACCACACCCAGAUAUGUUUAAAGAACAACAACUGCAGAUUUUUAACCUGAUGAAGUUUGACAGCUACACUCGCUUUCUGAAAUCAACACUGUACCAAGAAUGCAUGUUGGCAGAAGUGGAAGGUCGCUCCCUACCUGAUCCUUGUCAGGUACCAUGCAGUCCUGCAUCAAGGCACAGCACCACUUCAGACCAAUCUACCCCAAACAAAUCCAGUACAAGGAUUAAAUCGUCCAGAUUGUUACCCAUUGAGCUUGAAGAUGAUAAUGGCAACAAGAAGAGGGGAACAUUUUUCUCCUGGUCACGGAGGAGCCUGGGAAGAACUCAAAAGAGAAAAGAGAAUGGCGAUUCACAUGCUGACCUUUCUGAAAGUAAUGGACUGUCUCAGUGGCAUCGUGAAUCAUUUGGCUCUAUGUCAUCUUCCACCAGCACAGAGGGGAUGGCUUCUAGCUGUCCAAGAAACAACAAACAAGAGAACGUUUCUGCAAAAGUACCUGUGACUGAGAGAGAAAAACGUUCAAAACACUGCACCGUGAGUCUGCCGGAUGGUUCCUUGCAUACAGUUACGAUCCAAACCGGUAUUUCUAUUAGAGAACUGUUGACAGAGCUCUGUGAGAGGUUACAAAUUCAGUUGGCUGCCGUAGAUCUUUUUCUGGUUGGAGGUGACAAGCCUCUUGUACUUGAUCAAGACUGCAACACAUUGAACUCACGAGAGAUUCGAUUAGAAAAGCGUACACUAUUUCGGUUGGACCUUGUUCCUAUAAAUAGAUCAGUCGGCUUAAAGGCCAAACCUACCAAACCAGUGACAGAAGUGCUGCGGCCGGUGGUGGCUAAAUACGGCUUAAAUCUUAGUGAUCUAGUGGCUAGAAUUAAUGGGGAAUCAGAAGCUUUAGAUCUUGGAGUUCCUAUCUCUAAUCUGGAUGGACAGCGUGUUGUUCUGGAUAUUGCAGAGCAUGUUCCUGAAAAAGACAGAGAGAAGAUUACAGGAGGGAAAUCGGGCUCUUCCAACAUUAGCACACACCAUGGUGUGAAGGAAGAUGGAAGACCUGCGGAAAAAGCCUCUUCAGUCAGAGGAAAUGGAAAAUAUUCCAAAGAUGUGCGGCCUUCAAAAAAUGAUGUAGUGCAAACGACAAACAGAAAGAGACAGCCAAAGCUAAACAUGGAUGAAGUAGAAGAGUUUUUUGACCUUCUAUCAAAAGCUCAGAGUAAUAGAGUGAAUGACCAGCGUGGGCUUCUGAACAAAGAAGAUCUUGUACUUCCAGAUUUUCUACGCCUCAAGCCACCUGUACCUGAACCUGGCUCCUCCACCCCUGCAGCUGGUAAAGGAAAUGGUAGGAAGAGGGAAGAAAAAAGCCAAACAGUGCAAAGGAGUGUGACGUCAACAGAACAGUUUGAUAAAUUAGAGUAUAUGGACUCCGGAGCAGCUAUCUCAUCCGCAGUGAAUUUCAAUGAGAACUCCAACAACAUGAAAGUCAAGUCAACAACUCAACACGAUAACAGUCAUCGGCCUGUGGUAAUGCCACCUAAUUAUGUAGAGCCAGUUACAAAGCAGACAAAUGAUGCACCUUUCCAUGUGCCAGUAUCUCCUAUUCCUCAUGUCAAUGAACAAAGGUGGGAAAAGCGGUCUGAAGUCCAGCAGUCAGAAACUGUACCACCUUAUGAGGAUGAAAAUGCAUUUGAUUUGACUCUGGUGGCAGAAGGUGACAUCAAUAGUCCAAACAGUACACUAUUACCGCCCCCACCAACACCACCGUCCACUGUCAGUAAACUGGAGAUAGCUAACUAUACUCCACCAACUCCCUACACAGAUGGUCAGGAGAACUCUUCACACUGCAGAUCCACUUCAGAUUCGAUGAAUGAAAGGGGAAAAGUUGCUUGGAAGAAGCCUGCUUACUUUGGACAGAAUCCGAACACUCAAACAAGUGUAAACAGGACUGCUGUGGCUGCUGAUGCCAACCACUCCCAUGUAACACUUCCUAUAAACAAGAUUAUUGACAUCGAUGGAGUGAAAUCAGAAGACACCAGGACGGAAACUGACGAGUCAGAUGGGAACCUGAGUUUUGAAGGCUACAUUUCUGAACUGAAAAGUUGCCAAGGGAGAAUGCGCACUGGAGUUUAUCGGAUGUCGGAGUUGCCAUCGCUGAUAACAGUGAAGAGUGACAGGAGUAAGACAUUAGAGGCACAGCAUAAGGCUACAUUUGUCUGAAUGUUAGUCAUGUAUUUUCCUUAAGAAGGGUCACAGAAAUGUUGGUCUGAAGUAAUAUUUGGAAAAUUGUGAUUCAAGACAGUAAUUUAUUGCUAAAAACAAAAUAAUUAAUGUGCACAAUUUAGUUAUCCCCAACUCCGUACCUCUUGCGUUAGUUGGGGAAUGUGGAACAAAAACUUACUCACAUUAAAAUUGACAAUUUGGAGAGGUAUGGGGCAAUGAUGCUGGAUUAAUGUCAUCAAUUCUAGAAUUUAAGUGUAGUUGCUAAAAGUAAAGAAAUGAAGUGUUGGCAUUUUUUCUGUAGCAACCUGUUUACACUUAACAGUCAAAUUGAUGGGUUAACAAAAUUUCUUUGAGAUCAUUUUGAAUGAAUGCAGUUAAGUAAGUCUGGCCAAUGCCUUUUCUUUUGAAUAUGUUCUGAUGAUAUAUCCUUGCUAAGGAUGACGGCAUAACUGGAAAUAAAUGAAUGCUAAUAUAGAUUGAUAAAUGAUAGAUAGACAGACAGGAGUUCAUUCAUUUGUGCUUUCAUCCUCUUCUCUUGAGGUUGAUUGUCAUGGAUUUGCACAACCUACGCUGCCCUUACACAUUCCAAAUGGAUCAACUGCAUCCAGUCCAUUAAAUCUGUCAGCCAUUUUCUCACCUUCUAUAUUUCUGUUGAUCUUUCCCUCCAGUGGCCCCAUGAUUCAUUAUGGCCAUUAAAAUAUGGCAGAGAGUUACAGGUCACAGCAAUGGGCUGUCCACCAGCUAGAGUGAUGGUGAUGACCCCACUGUAGCCACUUCUGUAAGCCCCACUGGGAUUCGAUGCUGAUCAAUGAGUGGUUACUUUCCUCUGAAGGGUCCCCUCCUGAUACUUCAGGUUAAACUAACGGUUAGUGAGGUGAGGGGGCUGCUGGUUUCAUGGGUAGCACAACCAGCAAACCCAGGCCAGUUCCACUAUUGAACUUGUGUGUCUGACAUGGUACAAAAACAUUCAGCAUCCGAUCAAAUGACCCAGCAUCAGGAAGGGAGGGUGGGAGUGAGGUACCCUGAGAGCCAAUACUUUGCAUUGUUUCUGGCUCCCACUCCGUCGCAAACUCCUCCCACCUAUGGCAUGGAGCCCAGCCACAAUAAUGGGCCUCAGGUGGUGUCCUUCUGGCACGUCUUGGUGGGUAAGCACCCUUGCUCCAAGGAAGGCCCAUUGUUGUCCACUUGGAUGCCUGUGUGGCACUUAAUUUGGUGGACCUCCCCAAAAAAGAUGAUUUACAGCUCCCCCAAGCUCUCCGUCCUGAGGGCAAGAACUCUGUCAUCAUCGUUAAACAUAGAAAAGAAGAGCAGGAGUAAGCCAUUUGGACUUUGAGCCUGCUGUGUCAUUUAAUAUGGUCAUGGCCAAUCAUCCAUUUCAGUAGCCCCUGUUCCCACUUUCUCCCCAUAAUCAUUGAUUCCUUUUGACCUAAGAACUACAUGUAACUUCUUCUGGAAAACAUUCACUGUUUUAGAAUCAUAGAACCCCUUCAGUGCUGAAAGAGGCCAUCGUCCAUCGAGUUUGCGUUGACCCUCUGAAGAGCACCCGU